AUGUCCGGCCUGGCCACAUCGCCUGCUCCCCCCAGAGUGCAGGUCGGUUCAUGUUCAAGCACUCUAGGAACAGGCCUUCACCUUUGCCGCAUCUUAGAGGAAUCAGACAGGAAUGUUGAUGGAAAUGCUGGAGAUGCUUUGAUAAACCGUUUCUGUGUCUUUGUAGAUCCAGGAAAACCCAGGAGUGAGGAUGCGGUGGAAGUGCAGGUGAACGGGAACCUGAUCGGCGAGCCUGACCACGAUGCUGACCAGGACGAGGAGGACCCCGCAGGGCAGCUGAACAUGCGAGGCGUGUUUCUGCACGUGCUGGGAGAUGCCAUGGGGUCCGUGAUUGUUGUAGUAAAUGCCAUUCUCUUUUACCUUUACUGGAAAGGUUGUGGUGAAGGGGAUUUCUGUGUGAACCCGUGUAUCUCUGACCCCUGCAAGUCGUUUGUAGAACAGAUUAACAACACGCACGCACCCGUUUCUGAGGCUGGUCCCUGCUGGGUGCUCUAUUUAGACCCAAGUCUUUGUGUUGUCAUGGUUUGUAUUCUUUUUUACACGACUUACCCAUUACUUAAGGAAUCCGCUCUUAUUCUCCUACAAACUGUUCCUAAACAAAUUGAUAUCAGAAAUUUGAUAAAAGAACUUCGAGAUGUUGAAGGAGUUGAGGAAGUUCAUGAAUUGCAUGUUUGGCAACUUGCCGGAAGCAGAAUCAUUGCCACUGCUCACAUAAAAUGUGAAGACCCGACCUCCUACAUGCAGGUGGCUAAAACCAUUAAGGACGUUUUCCAUAAUCACGGAAUUCAUGCUACCACCAUUCAGCCUGAAUUUGCUAGCGUAGGCUCUAAAUCGAGCGUGGUCCCCUGUGAGCUCGCCUGCAGAACUCAGUGUGCUCUGAAGCAGUGCUGUGGGACGCGACCACCAGCCCAUUCUGGAAAGGAUACAGAGAAGGUCCGUUCGGUUAGCAUUUCUUGUUUAGAACUCAGCGACAGUCUGGAGAAGAAGCCCAAGAGGACUAAAGGUGAAAACGUCCCUGCUGUUGUGGUAGAGGUUAAAAAAGUGCCAAACAAACCUGAAUCAUCUUUGUGAGUCUUGAAAAAGAGGUGGUAUUUGACUUUUGCUAUAAACUGCAAGAGGAAAAAGACUCCAUUGAAAUUCUGAGUUUGCCAAGCAGUAUAAUUGAAGUCCUUGUCUGGUCACAUUUAAUUCUAUUUUUGUAAGAACAUAAUGGGACUGCAUAACAGUUCUAUAUUACAACUUUGUGAUUGUUAGUGCACAGUACAGCUAUGCUGUAAAAAAUUUUGAAAGCCAGUUUGAACACUAUGUUACAUUUUUGUUGAAAGUAUAAACCUUAUAACAAUGACAUUUGAUUUCCAGUUUUCCCAUGACAAAAAUUAGGGGGAUAAAUAAAAUUGUUACUGGAAUUUCUCUGCUUUUCUUUCCCCCAUUGUUAUAUUUUGUUAGAGUUAUAAUUGCUGGACCUUUAAAAUCAACAAGUUUGUUUCCUUUGACGUUUUAGGGAAUGUUUACUUGCCCUUUGAUAUCAUUACAUAGCAUAAUGGCACCAUAUUUUAAGAGUGACUCAUGAGUAUUAGCAGGAAAUAAGAUCAGUUACUAUUCUGUUUUCUGUAUUUCUGAGUAAUAAACAGUGAGAUAAUUAAACUGAAUUAUAGUUGACACAUAGUAGGACAUAUAAGGGAUAACAGCAAGAAAGAAAGUUUACCAGCUGAAUAUUGAUGCUAGUGUUCAUUGAUAUUCAGACUGUGUCUCUAAAUUCUGAGAAUUUAAGUUCAUCUUGUUUUACUAAAGUUAGUCUGAAACGUGGAUAUACCAGCAUUUCUUUCUUUCAAAGAUGGUGUUAGAAACAUUGAGCUGAAAGUAUCCUCACAAAAUAUAAUGCAAGCUACUAACCUUUCAAACUGCAUUGUUAAAAACUUUAGCAAGUUAGUUUUCAUGGUAAUGAUUCAAACAGCUUUAAGCACAACCAGCAAUGCAUGCACAUUGCCAAGAGCCACUGAUUGGAGACAAGAAUAUCAGAUAGAUAAUCAAUUUGCAUAUUAAAUUCUUAGCAAAAGAAUUGGAAAAGAUUGUAUAAGUCAUCAUGUCUCAAUAUUGCUGAGUUCCUCCAGUGGCUAAUCUUACGAGAUGUCACUAUAUCCACCCAAAAAUUUUUUCUUGGCUAUUUCAUUGAUGCUGUAGCUUUCAGAUCCAACACAAAUAUUUAAGCAUGUUAAGUUAUAUUUUUCCUGAUAGAGAAGAGUUAUGCUUUGUGAAGAAAAUGUAGAUUUUUGUCCUCAAAAGAAUGAGUACUAAUAUCAGUGAUAUAUAGCUCUAUUUUUCUAGAAACAAGGUAUUCUGACUACUUCAGUGACUUUUAUAGCUGACUACUUUUGGGAUGGCUACCUUUUUGGGAUUUGAAAUAAUUCAUUGCUUAAUAGGUCUUAAAAAAAGUAUUGGGAUAUGACGGUCCCUUUUAAAAGGGAUAAUCUUUUGUGGUAGAGAUGGUGUGUUUUUCCCUAAUCUAAGCCUGUUGCAGGCAAUGGGCCUAUUUAAGAACAGCCGAUUUUUUUUUUUUCCUAAUGAGAAUGAGGUAAUUUUAAGAACAUAGUUUGUAAAUUCACAUUUGCUAUAAUGGACCAAAAGCAUAACCUGCCAAUUUGCAAUACAUCUUAACCUUUUAUUACUCAUAUCUGAAAUUGUGUAAUUCAGCUCUUUACCUAGUAGUUACUUUGAAUUUUGCAAAAAGGUUGGGUUUCUGGUUUUUUUCAAACAUGAGAUUGAGGAAUGUACCUGGUGAAGGAGAGAAAGCUGUGAACUGUACUGUGUCAUGUGUAUCGCUGGCUUACGCUUCACAGAACAAUGUUAGAGUCUUAGAACAAUUUGUUAUAUAGACAUUUCAGCAAGGAUACACUAGGGUAGCUGGUAAGAGCAUUACAUUCAGUGGGUUUUCUUAGCAAAUGCUCUGGGGUCGGUCUGAAAGGUGGUUGUGACACCGAGGUAUAAAGACACUGCCACGUGAGGACGUUUACAAGUGGAAAGAAUGGGACGAGGGCUAUGGCUUAUUUUGCAGAAGUGCUUUGAAGGUUAUAGACAUUAGGUUUUAAUUAUUUCCCUUUUCAUACUUUCUAAGUAGCUCGUCUGUAGCAGUGGUACCAUAGGAUUUUCUUUUUUUUUCAAAAGACUUUGUCAUAGGAAAAUUGGGCACUGACUCAUCUUUUGGGUUUUAGCAGAGAAUUAUUUAUUUCUUUACAAUGCACUUUCUAACCCAUUUUUAGCUAUUUUAGCAUUAUCCUUGAGAAAAAAAGACAUGCUUUUGUGUUUAAAUGUUGUGGGAUUUAAGUGUCUUUUCCAAAAUAGCUUAUUCCUGAAAGAAAAUGUGGGAAAUACCCUGAUUUACUUUUAGGAGACUCAAGCCCAUUAUGUAAGUGUGCUGUUCCAUGCACUGUGUCUGUUUCGCCUCCUGGCUCCUGAGUAAGGUCAGUGUGGAAUGUGUGUCUAGAAACUUGUCUGUUGUCUGCGUUUGUGAGAUGAGAAGGAGGUGCUGCUGCUUGUGCCUGAAUUGAAACCAACCAGAAACGUUCUCCAGCCAAAUGCAGCCUUACUGAUGAGAAACUUAACUCUCCGCUGUCAACUUGUCCAUUGUGUGAUUGCUCCUCUUUUUUCUUCCUGGAGAUUAUUACAGCAAAAGUAUGGACUCAAAUCUGAUAAUAUCCUCGUUUUGCUGAAAUGAAAAUGUUGACUAACUGUAUCCUAAGGUAUGUAAUUUGUAUAGGGAAAAUUUCCUAAUGCACCUUGAAAAUAUCACAGUACACAGAAGACUGUUAACAUGUUUGUUUCUCGUUGACAUCCUCUGUUAAUUUUGAGUUUGGAAAGUUUUGAGGGAAAAGACCUAUGGAACCUAAUGUGAAGUAUUUAGUAGGCUAAUAUGUAUUGAGUUGAAGAAUUUUUCUUUAUAAGCAAAUAUUUGAAUGAUGAACAUGUCAUUAACCUGCUGUCUUAAAAUGUUCACACAUGCACAGGUAUGCAGAGUAAUUCUACAAUAUAAAAAUAUUUAUUUUAAUACUGACUUUCAGCUAAGUUGACGAAACAGUGUUAAAACUCUUGAGAAAGGUGGAAGGUUUUUUUGUUGUUAAGUUGAAACUGUCGUACAGUGUUUUAUGGUCUUCUGAAAUGGGAAUUGUAAAGCACUAUUUUGAUGUAGCUCUACCGAUAAUGUGGCAACGCCAUUUUGUUUUACUAACAAGCUUAGAAUAUUUAGCAUUCAUUUUCACUGGCACAGAAGCCUUUUGUAUGUUAUUCAAUUUAAACUUUUAAACCAAAAAUUUUAUGGUUCAGUGACUUUGGCCAAAAGAUGCUGAAAGGAAUGUAACAUACAAUUAAUAUGUAGUUAUAUAUAAAAAGACACAAAACGCCAUGUUACGGUUCUGCCUUGAAACAGCACAAUGAAAUGUAUCAGUGUCUUCUGUGAUUCUUUACAGAACUCCCACCAUGUAUUGUUCUUGUGUCUGCUGUUGCCUGCCUUUUGGGCCAGACCUGGUCCGGUCAUCUCAUUAAGUGCAGAUGCAGAUAAAAUGUCUUAGUGCUGCAACGUUUUACCUUUUUGUAUGUUUUAUGACUGUAUGUUAUUUUCCAAAGCUGUUCCUACCUCACCACGAGGCUUUAUGGAUUGUUAAUGUAUUAUAAAUGUUCUAUAUGAGACA
Molecule: messenger RNA, 4682 nt
Organism: Fukomys damarensis (Damara mole-rat)
Lineage: Eukaryota; Metazoa; Chordata; Mammalia; Rodentia; Bathyergidae
Gene: Slc30a1
Product: solute carrier family 30 member 1
Exons: 2
Coding region: 1-1071 (356 amino acids)
Biological process (GO): detoxification of zinc ion; zinc ion transmembrane transport; intracellular zinc ion homeostasis
Cellular component (GO): endoplasmic reticulum; Golgi apparatus
Molecular function (GO): zinc ion transmembrane transporter activity; calcium channel inhibitor activity
Source: RefSeq, a predicted model, not a curated record